Messenger RNA from Coniosporium apollinis CBS 100218, 1431 nucleotides. RefSeq lists its product as uncharacterized. The transcript has 3 exons. Bases 1 to 1431 code for a protein of 476 amino acids. Gene Ontology annotation, biological process: retrograde protein transport, ER to cytosol; endoplasmic reticulum unfolded protein response. Gene Ontology annotation, cellular component: endoplasmic reticulum lumen. The record is from RefSeq and is a predicted model, not a curated record. NCBI's taxonomy places the organism in Eukaryota, Fungi, Ascomycota, Dothideomycetes.
AUGAGGAAUUUCUGGGCACUUCCAGCUCUUCUUAGGCUUGCGCUGGCAAGCCAGCACACUUUCAGCGUUCUCGAAGACCUCCUCGCGCACCCUCAGUACAAGGUCCUCUUCCCUGACUCUUUCGUGUCCGAGUCCUACGCCGAGUCGCAAUUGGCCUACGCUUCAUCUCAAGCCACCAAGCCGACUGCGCCGGAGUCCCAAGAGACAAUCGAUCUGUCCUACGAGAGCAACGGGCAUACAGAGCAGAAUAGGAAUGAUGAUGGCUACAGUCCGACAGAAUCAUAUGAGGUCAUGCGACUGGGCGAUCUGCGCUACCUCUGCAGCAUACCUACAGUACAAUCCGCGCCCCAGAACGACACCUCGAAACCUGCGACAGCAGAGGAGGAGCAGAAGGAGCUCGCACGCGCGUCAGACCGGGGCUGGGAGCUCCUCAAGAGCAUGGAGGGCAACUGCGUAUACUUCCACUCCGGGAAGUGGUGGUCAUACUCGUUCUGCUACAACGCGGAGGUGAAGCAGUUCCAUCAGCUGCCCCCGAGUCGAGGCGUACCGAUGUACCCGCCGGUAGAAGACCCGAGCGUGCAUAGCUUUGUACUGGGCAAGUACCCGGGCAAAAGUCAAGAUGGCGACAGGAAGAGCUUGGGUGCUGUAGAGGACGAGGAGGGUGACGGUCCGGCCGAGACGGGUGUCGCACGGCUGGUGACGAAGGGGGAGACAAGAUACAUGGCGCAGAAGCUGGGCGGAGGCACUCGAUGUGAUCUAACGGGAGAGCGCCGGAAGAUCGAAGUUCAGUUCCACUGUCACGCUGCUUCGAAUGACCGGAUAGCUAUGAUCAAGGAAGUGGCCACGUGCUCAUACCUUAUGGUCAUCUAUACACCACGCCUCUGCAAUGAUGUUGCUUUCCUCCCACCUCAAGAGAACACAGCGAAUACUAUCAGUUGUCAGCCGAUAGUCGCCGAGCAGGACGUCAGCAAAUGGGCCGCCGCUGAGCCUGCAAGCGGGGAGGGUGUUAUGCCGCACGGCUUCGGCGAAGAACGGCCGGUUGUCGGCGGCAUCGAAAUUGGCGCAAAGAAAGAUGUUGGCUCGGAAGGCAAAGUUAUCGAGAAGUCGGUCAUCGUUGGUGGCGGCAAAGAGAAUCUCCUCGGUACUGUUGCUGCGAGCGAUGCCGGCGCCAAGAUACUCAGCAAGGAAGAUCUGAAGAAGCUUGUGCCCGUGACACACAAGGACUUGGAGAGACUGAAGAGGGACGUGCAAAAGAUGGCGGGAGACAAGAGCUGGCGACUUGAGCUGGUCGACACCCCAAGAGGUAGAGAGUUCAGGGGUAUCAUUGACGCUGAUAGGGAAGAUGAAGAGGUGAAGCGGGAAGAGGGCGAUGAGGAGCCUGAUGGCGAUGAAGUCGAAGGCAGUGAGGAGACUUACAAGGAGGAGUUGUAG